Messenger RNA from Thermothielavioides terrestris NRRL 8126, 1757 nucleotides. RefSeq lists its product as uncharacterized. The record is from RefSeq and is a predicted model, not a curated record. The transcript is spliced from 2 exons. Gene Ontology annotation, molecular function: catalytic activity. NCBI's taxonomy places the organism in Eukaryota, Fungi, Ascomycota, Sordariomycetes, Sordariales, Chaetomiaceae. The coding region runs from base 97 to 1575 and encodes 492 amino acids.
GCGCAGCGGCAGAGAAACCACGCCAAUCCAUGCCGCCGCCCAACAUCUGCUGGAGAUCUUCAGACGAAGCCCGUUGCAUCCUGGGCUCGCUUCUCCAUGGCGCCAAGCACAAUCCGACUGGGUACGGCCUCCCCCGGAACCCAAACUACCAAAGCUGAGACUCUCGUCCAGCUCGAGCGGUUGGCCCGACGCGCCGCGGCAAAGAAAAUCGACAUUCUCCUGCUCCCUGAGGCCUACCUGGGAGGGUAUCCUCGCGGGACGCACUUUGGUUGUGUCGUCGGCUCGCGCUCUCCGGAGGGGCGCGAAGAGUACCUGCGCUACUUCCACGGCGCUGUAGAUCUGGGCGACACCGUAGGCGAUGGCGCCGGUGCGGGUGAGGCCUGGGUGAACAGACGGCUACCGAACGACGUGGCGCCUGCGUCCGAGGAUGGGAAACCGGGCCGCGAAGGCAUCACACGGGGCGACGGCACACGCGAGGAGCUGGAGCGCAUUGCUCGCGAGACCGGCGUAUUUCUGGUCACGGGGGUGAUCGAGAAGGCCGGCGGCAGCCUGUACUGCGCCGUCGUCUAUGUCUGCCCCAGGCUGGGUAUAAUCGGCAAGCGGCGGAAGGUUAUGCCCACCGGAGCAGAGCGGCUCGUCUGGGCCCAAGGCUCGCCCGCCACGCUCCGAGCCGUCAGCACCACCAUCCGCGGCGUGCGCAUCAACCUGGCGGCAGCCAUAUGCUGGGAAAACUACAUGCCACUGGUUCGCCAGGCCCUCUACGCGCAGAACAUCAACCUUUACCUUGCCCCAACCGCCGACGGCCGCGAUGCUUGGCUUUCCCUCCUCCGCACCACGGCCAUUGAAGGGCGCUGUUUUGUGGUCAGCUCGAACAUGUGCGUGCGCAAUGCAACACCCUCCCAGGCACCGCCGGUAGCCUCGGUAGCCAGCAACACCUCUGCUAUUCCGAACGGAGACGACGCCGACGGCGCCAGCCCCGACCCGGACCCCUUCUCCGCCAGGCCCGCGACAAGACCAGCCAGCCACCCCCGUCGCGCCUCCUGCCUCACAGAAGAAGGCUUCGAGAUCGCGCUCCCCAGCUCCCCGCCGCAGGCGCCGCCGCGAAGGCGUCACUCCAUCAUGGACGAGAACGGCAACGAGAUCGCGCUCCCCUGCCCGCCGCCGGCCCGCACAUCCUCCCGCAGCCGAGAGACGGCGCGGCCGAGGCGCCACUCCGUCUACGAUGAAGACGGCAACGAGAUCGUGCUCUGCGCGGCCAAGCACGCGCCCUCGGCCACCUCACCAGCAUCAGCACCCCCGGCCUCGGUGGCUAGCACCACGGUUCCACCCGCACCAGCGCAGACGAAGCACCAGCCCGCGUUCGCCUCGCGCGGCGGCUCCGCCAUCGUCUCGCCCUUCGGCGACGUGCUCGCCGGCCCGCAGUGGGAGGACGACGAGGGCAUCAUCUACGCGGACGUCGACUUCGAAGACUGCAUCCGCGGCCGGCUGGACCUGGACGUGGCGGGGAGCUACUCGCGCAACGACUCGUUCCGGUUCGAGGUCCGCGGGCUGGAUCUGACGCCGCUGCCUUACUGAGCAGGAGACCGAUCCUAUAAUGAGGGUUGUAUAUUGAUUGAUAUGGGGAUGGGAAAGGUGGGUGUACAAGAUUGUCCAUUCGGCUCUCAGGCGAGGGUGAGAGGCCGGAGUUAUUGCUCAUUGUGUAGGUCAAGGGACGGGGUGCCAGGUUGAACAGCCGUUACUGCUUUCAGGCUGGUGUU